AUGCGUCUGAGGAAGCGUAUCGAUGUCGAUGCAACUACCACAUCGACGGGUACCCCUACCACGACGACCACCUCGGGUAGCUUGACUGCGACAACUUCAUCGGGUGCCUCGACUGCUACGGCAACCGCGACCCCGUCUACCUGCACAACUUAUAGGGCUCGAAUUGUCUACCAACGAAAGACCACGAUUCCCACCACCAGCUACAACACGACCGAAACCAACUCCACCCACAUUACGUUCAUCACCACCACGCCCUGCCCCGAUACCCCCACGCGCACCUGCACGUCCAACGUAACUUUCAAUCUGUUCAACCCUAACUGGUAUCGCGAGUACCGCCAGAGCUCAAGCAACAACGGAUCCUUCAGCAAUGGCUACGAGUCCCUCUACCCGUACGCCGGUCCUAACAUCGACAAGUUCUGGAACUACCAACUCCAGUCGGAGCACCGCGGUGACCAGCUGAAAAACCGUGGUGCCAUCGUUCACGUUAAUGGCAGCUUCGUCAACGGUGCUUAUGUCGGCGGUACUACCAUCUCCCGAGACUACUGGACGGCGGUAGAUUCCAGUUUCGGUACCAUCAAGACAUGCUUUAAAGUCCCAAAGCCCAACCCAGACUCCGAAGGAUGCAUAUACUACUGGGCCGGACAAACGAGGUCGUACGCACGCGAGCCCUGCAACGAGGAGCGAAGGUUGUGGGUGGCCAACGUGCUGGAUGCUUUCAACCAGACGGAGCACCCCGACUUUUACGCCUUCGCCAAUAGCAUUUGGGACGCUCCAAAAGAUCUUACAUACCCCGAAGCCUGGAAAAGGGUCUACCCUCAGAAUUAUAUCGGCGCCGGAGCGCCGAACCUCCAGAUUUACAGCGGAAUUUGGCAGAACAGGUCCUGGUCCGGACCUUACUGGCCUGACGUUCCAUCCGCCAACCAAAACACCACACUGUACGCCUUCCCAUUCCCGGCCGCACCCGUCGUGGAUCCGAGCACCGGUCUGAGGGUUCCAUGGAGCACAUUCCCCUACCUACCCAAUGUCCCCGUCCCUUACUUGCCCAGCAUCAAGUUGCCCAGGGACGGUAGGGCUUUCCCGGCUUUGAUGUACUGGUCAUUCGUCCCGAAUCCUCGCGCUCCGGCUAAAACGCUGGCAGAGAGCUCGCAGCCCUGGUAUCUCCUCCCUGCUCCACCUAGCGUCAACAAAACUGUGCAGCAGGGUGCAUGGUGGCUCACCCCUGGAUCCGCGCCCGUUCUCCAGUGGAGGCCCAUUCAGGCUUGCCCAGUUCCCCCGACCAGCGGAAACUUGACCAUUAGCGGAUCCGCAUGGAACCAAACGACUUUGUCAGUGACGUAUGGAUCAGCCACGGCCAAUUUGGCAGUCGACGCAUCCAACUGCGGGUACUCGUCGUCGGCAACCUACUGGUCCGUCGAUAAUGGCACCGAAGUUGCCGGGCCAACGCAGUAUAAGUUGCCCCUCAGCACGUUGCUGCCUGGUCCUCACGUCGUCGCCGUUCGGGCCGUAUACUUCGAUGAGUCGGGCAAUGUCGUGGGCAAUGUCCGUACCUCCAUCAGCAUCACUCUCUUGCAGCCAACAUUCACGGCCGUCUGGGCGAACCGGACCACGGAGGUCACCACCGCUCUUCCUCUGAUACUUAGCGCGGCCAACUCUAUCGAUCCAACCGACCCUUGCUAUUUUGCGAGGUUCACAAAUGGCAUCCUCAAUGGAGCUGCUUGGAAUAAGUGUAUCGGCAACAACGCCCAGGCUUCACAGUCUCUAACAUUCAAGCGAACACUCGUCUACUUCAGUUGCUCCAACGUGACCACGACCCCUUCUCCUUGCACUUUCGGUGUCAACUCAACGGCGACUCUCGCUCAGCUGCAAGCGGGCACCGUUGUGAGCAACGACACCUCCACAGCGGUGGUCGUGACCUCGGAUGCAACGUACCAGAACUUCACGACUGACAUCCCGUCACUUACGUUCUUGUCCAACACCCUUACCGGGACGGACGGAACCUAUCGAUGGUCGGUCUACAUUCAACGCCCGGGAUUCAGCCCCUCCGCCUUGGCUGCGGUGCCUGUCGACAACGCGGUUCAAAAUUAUAUCGACAUAACGAUAAGAACAAGCGGCACCUGGUUGUCCGUGAAAGCCUCCAUCUUCGGUGGGCAGUACUACCAGAUAGGCGAUCCGGUGUAUACCUCUGGAAGUGUGAGCACCAAUGCGCCCACAUUAAGCAAUCAGUUGGAGCGCAGCUGGUAUGUUCUUGGCCCCGAUGGGCGCAACAUAACUCGGGACCUUGGCAUGGGCAAGUCUCAAGUCGUGGGUACUUUCGGCAAGAUGAUCGACACUUCCUUUUUCCCAUCUGACGGACAGUACCAGGCGGUCAUACGAGUCCGUGACAUCGGCUAUAAGAAUGUGGCCGAAGACAGUGUCUUCUUUACCGUUUUCAGAACCCUCCCAUCUGUUGCGGGCUGUACGCUGAGCUCAAACACCGGUACUGCACUUAACAAGGACAAACCGUUUUACAUCAACUGCCCAUCGACCCUGCAGUACGGCGCACGUUACUGGUACUCGUACAAUGUCAACUCUAGCCCCAAUACUACUCUGGCCUACCCCGGUGACAGCCAGCAGCCGUUCGUGCUUCCCGCCGGUAACCCGGUAAUCCUCUACGCAAGGUCGUACAUUCCCGGCACCAACUACGUCAGCACGGGGCAGUCUUUCAGUCUGACUGUUUCCGAACUGGUGAUCCAGGCAGGCCAGGACGUUGGUAGCGUAUACGCCGACCUCUGCAAAGGAGCUCCUGGUCAAACGGCCGCCGCGGUUUCUUCUUUCACUUCCAGACUUGAAAGCUUGAAUCUGACUCAGGAAGCAAAGAGCGCAGCGACUGCAGCGAUCAUCACUGCUCUCCAAGUCACUGAUGUCAGCGGGGAAACGGUUGAUACGGCUUCUGCAAAAGCGGCUGCCAUCGCUUCGGUUGUCGCCGCCGCUCCAUUGACCAAUGCAGCUAAAGAAUCGGCUUCCAUCUCUGUUGCUCUUCUGUCCGCCAAGUUCGUGGACAACGGAGCUCCGGAUGAUGUCCUCAGAGCUACUGCCUCCGCCGUGGUCACAACCAAGAGCAGUGACGCGGCAAGUGGCAAGCGUGUUCUGGACACCUUGCUGAACGUUGGAAGAGCGAUGGCUGUGGCUCUCACUCCCGGGAAGUCCAACACUGUCUCCACCGCAGCAUUGGUGGUCAUUGCCAGAGCGGACACUCUUGGUACCUUGCCGAGAAGCCUCACCCAAUCCGCGAACCGGGGGCGCCGUGACGUUGCCGGAUGCCAAAUCAGCGACUUCGAUCUGGCAACCGAUCUUGCGUCUGUAGCCGGCAAUGGACAGAAGGUGGUUACUAGCAGCAGCUGCGUCGAUUCUUACCCAUACCCCGUCAACUCUUCGGUCACUUAUCAGGGCAGCCAAAUCAUGAGCUCUGCCGCUUUGACCUUGAACGUGUACGUUACCCCGGCGGGGAGCGAUACCGGGAGCCCCUUCACCGGCGCCAUCACCAAGUACAUCACCGCCGAUGUCCCAACCACGCUGGCGCCAGCUCGUCGCCGCCGUCGGGGAUUGGAAGCUCGCCAGUCCACCACCUCGUCCGUCCCCGUGUGCGUGAUGUGGAACACCGCAAUCCAGGCUUGGGACGAAAAGGGCUGCAUCACCCCCGCCACCGCGACUUUCGGCAGCACCAUCUCUUGCCAGUGCCUCGGUCUGGGUACUUACACCGUAGUCGCCAGACAGGUCGUCAUCACCGGCACCUCCACUUCCACCGUUCCGCCAACGAACACUGGCACCGCUACGCGUAUAGGCACGGGUUCCCCUACGCCUACUACUACCGAUAACGGUCCCCCGGGCGGUGGCGAAGGUGGCUCGGACAAGAUUUCGAAGGGUGCGAUCGCCGGGGCGGUCAUCGGAAGUAUUGCCGGAGCAGCCCUCCUCGGAGCUGCCGCCUUCUACUUCAUCAAGAAGCGUUAA
This is a messenger RNA of Fimicolochytrium jonesii, 3987 nucleotides long. RefSeq lists its product as uncharacterized. The transcript is spliced from 4 exons. Bases 1 to 3987 code for a protein of 1328 amino acids. Lineage: Eukaryota; Fungi; Chytridiomycota; Chytridiomycetes; Spizellomycetales; Powellomycetaceae. The record is from RefSeq and is a predicted model, not a curated record.